Ostrea edulis (European flat oyster) is the source of this 1501-nucleotide messenger RNA. RefSeq lists its product as uncharacterized. Gene Ontology annotation, molecular function: zinc ion binding. The transcript has 5 exons. The coding region runs from base 74 to 1372 and encodes 432 amino acids. NCBI's taxonomy places the organism in Eukaryota, Metazoa, Mollusca, Bivalvia, Ostreida, Ostreidae. The record is from RefSeq and is a predicted model, not a curated record.
CUUAAUGAGAUGCUCAUAAAUAUGCAUACCGCAUCGAAAACGAGGCUACCGUCGGUUUCGACGCACAACAAACAUGUCGGAUUUAGCGGAAUGUACGAAGUCGGUUGGUUGCGCAACGCGAGAUCUCAGUAUUGUCCCCCUCAUUACCUUCGGUUUUGUUGAAGAAACAAUAAAAACUUUAAACAAGAGUGAAGGAUGCAAAGAAGUUUCCAAGGGAUACAAAUAUUUCAGCGAGAAAUACAUCUCGGAUAUCAGAGUGUAUAAAUUGGAUGAUGGCUGUGUUGUUAAAGCUAGAUCCUACCGAUCACAGAAGAAAAAUGAGUCUCCACACACAAUUGAGAUACAUCUAAAAUCAGGACCAAUAUUUGAGAGAGAUGACAGCAGUUGCUCCUGUCCAAUUGGAACCUCUGGUGCAUGUGGUCACAUUACAGGUCUUUUGUAUACUCUUGCUCAUAUGAAAACAACUGGAAUGCUGGUUAUUCCAACAGAUGUAGCAAAAACCUCACUUCCACAAACAUGGCAUGUACCAAGAGGGGAAAAGGUAGCAGGGAGCUCCAUUGACAACGUUCGAGUGUUAGGUUUUGAUAUGAGGAACCCAUAUGUGCCACCUAGAGGAAUUCGAACAACAUUAUACAACCCUAUUGAAAAUGUGUCCGAACUACCUUUACAGGAAUUGUGUGAUAACCUUGAAGAAGUUGACGACACCUGUAUGCUUUUGAGCGUGGUAAAUUUAGAACGUCAAGAGAAAGUUGUAGACACGAAGUUUGGCAAAUUCCCCAAGGGGAGUCCACUUGCAGUGCAGCAAAAAAUGAACAGUAAUUUAAUUCUGAAUAUAUUGGAUGCUGAUGACUUUCCUAAAUUACCAUCUCAAAAUGUGAUGAUUAACAAUAUAUCUACUGUGUUAUCUGAAACAAAACACUUGAAAACUGACUCAUUAAGUGUCACUACUGAUGAGGCUUCAGAGAUAGAAUCUCUGACUCAGUUACAGUCCCAGGAUCCCAAAUGGCACAGGAUUAGGCUUGAUAGGAUAACGGCAUCUAUUGCUGGUUCCAUUGUCAAAAGGAGAAAAGACUAUGACCCCUUGGUGGAGCGACUAAGGACUUCCAGAUCUGUGGUGACAGCCAAUAUGAGACAUGGGAUAGCAUGUGAGCCUACAGCAGCUGAAGCAUUUGUAGCAAGGAUGAAUGACAAUGUCAACAUUUAUCCCUGUGGAAUAUGUGUCAGUCCAUGGUCACCUUGGUUGGCAGCAAGCCCAGACAGAAAGGUGUAUUGCCCUUCCCUUACUCCAUGUUAUGGUUUACUGGAAAUCAAGUGUCCUGUCAACCCCCUAUCACAAUGUGUUUACCUCAACAUGAAAAUGGGUUUAAACUGAAGAGGACACAUAACUAUUUUCAUCAGAUUAUGAUGCAGCUUGCGGUAACAGGACUAGAGUGGUGUUACUUGUUUGUUUGGACUUCAGAUGAAUCUCAUCUUGAGCUUAUAACAUUUGACUCAAGUAGAU